GUUGGGGGCAUGUGCAGCACCUGGGUAAAGUUCAGUGAUGUGGUUGCAGGUGCUUCAGCCCUCGGCUUCGGCCUCUCCGGUGCUAUUGUGGCCCUCUACGCGCUGUACGCAGGCGCCGACUUGGAUUCAACUUCCAGUGUUCAGCGAAGCUUCAAGGACUGGGUAUGGCUUCGGCUUAUUUUUGUUGCCUUCCACAUUGCCAUGGAGUUCGUGCGUGGAAUGUCUCAGCGAGAUAUUGCGGGUCUUUGGGCCCAUACCACCGCCUUUAUCAGCGGCUUCGCGUACGUGAUGUAUUUUUUGCCCCCCAUGGGCGAUGGCACCUUGCUGUCCGCCGAGCGGCCCUACGUCGUGGCAUGCGCUUAUGACAGCAGCGGUUUUUCAUCCUCAGCACCUGAGUGCGUCAGGCUGUUCUCCAGCAUGUACGAAUACCAGGUGUCUUAUGUACAGCGGCAAGCAUUUCUUUUCUUCUCGACCGUCAUCGGCUGGACUGUCUUUAACGUUGCUGUGUUGCACCGGAAAGUCCCUGCCACUGGAGCGGUACUGCUUGCUGGCUCCGAAGUGAGCGCUGUUUGCUGCAAUCGACAGGGCCGACCAGGAGGAGGAGAUGGAUUGGCAUCCAACAUGGAGAGCAAGGAGGUGAUUCUUUGGUGCGAAGUGCUGGGCACCCUGGCCUGGCGGCCUGCUCCGGGCACGGAGGAUGCUGAGCGAAAGCUGGUGGCCAGGUGUUUGAACCAGGACCCUUCACAAAGUGCAGGAGGAUUGCUAGACCUUCCAGCUGAAGGUGAAGCGCAAUCUAACAACGUACAAGGCAAAGAUCUCCUGGCCUGGAGGGAAAACAUUUUCCUGCCCGUACUGUUCAAGCAGAGGGGCAGCUUUAUUCAGUUUGUACUGUACGACUUGGAUCCUGUCAAGAAGCCUAUUGCCUUUGCUUCCAUCACCCUCUCGCAGGCUCUUCGCUCGAAGGGUGAGCAAAGGAUGAAACUCCAACCGUUGGAGGGUGCCAAAGGUUCUUGGCCAAAGGCUGCGUCAGGCUGUUUGCCUUGGCGGCUUUCACCGCAGAUCGUCGUGAAAUUUCGGUACAUAGAACCGCAGAAAGCGCUUGAGAUCAAAGAUACAGCAAAGUAUCGGCUUCAAUUUAUGGAAGAAGAGAUCAAAAAAGCUGAAGAGCAAUUGGAUGGCUUGCGAAAGCAGAAGACCAUCCUUGAUGACCAGGGAGAGGCCGGACAGAGCUGAGCUGACCUGCAGCCGGAAAAA
Messenger RNA from Cladocopium goreaui, 1254 nucleotides. NCBI's taxonomy places the organism in Eukaryota, Dinophyceae, Suessiales, Symbiodiniaceae. The record is from the annotation of a GenBank genome assembly.